AUGACAAAAACCUUCGAAGUUCCCCAUAUUUCAUCCUCGGGCCGCCAUUCAUGGCUUUUUCCGUCCAGCUGCAGAACAUGGACCAGGCACUUUGUAGAGACAAGAAGCUUGCUGUUCCUCGGAACGACCGGGUCGUUGUUCCUCUCCAAACGAACACCCCCCAGACCCAUUCGAACGGACCCAACGAGCCGAUCUUGGCUCUACACACCGAUCUGGGUAGCCGAGCCUCUAGAUCUGGGCCGAUCUACUUCACACGGACAUCCCCUGAGGUUUGGCUUCUAUUUUCCAGUGCAUUCUCAGAUCCCUUCGACUCUGAACGUGGUGCAGUCCGUCCGGAAGUUCUACCCCACUGCCCCGCUCUACCUGCUCCAGGACGGAGGCAACGUGGAUUUCGGUCCCUUGUGCCAAGAGAAGGAGUACAACUGCAUCUUCGAGCGUGUCAAGGGCGAGAACAGCCGCUGGAACCCUCAUAGCUGGUUUGCACGCUUCCGAAAGGCCACACAAGCUUUGGGCACCGAAUAUGUCAUCUACUUGGAGCCCGACGUCUUGAUUCGGAAGCACCACAGCAUCGAGCCGAAGCACGACGCUGGGGGCAUCUAUGAUGACUUCAACCCUCACAUGGGUAAGGAGACCAUCCACUACCUGGAAAUGUUGGGCCGCGAGCGGAAUCCCAACUUCAAUGUCUCCUGGAUCCAUUUUGGCCUCAGUGGGGGGUCCUACUACAAGGCCGAAGCAGUCAUGGAUGCGUUUGACCCCAAGUACGUGAAGCGGAUCGAUUUCGAGGCGAUCGAGAAGAAGGAGGGCGACAAGACCAUGAGCAGUGACUUCGCCAUGUUGGUGGCCCUCUAUGCGCGCGGAUGGCAUGUGUAUCCUUGGGAAGAAGUCUCCCAACAUUGGCUCGACCCGAAGAAGCCCAAUGAACCCGAAAGGAAGUCGGAAAAGUCUUGGGCCGCCUUCGAACACAACCACAAGGAGCACUACAACGACCCUGUACCGGCCAAGGACCGGCAGCUGAUCCGGACCUUCGCCGAGACCUUCCCGGACACCACCUGCCAUGGAUGUGUGUGGUACCACGAUGCGGAUCCCAAGCAAGUCUAUCCCAUCCCGGGACAUCAGCCGGAAAUCCCCAAGCGCUACCGAUAUCCAAAGCCAUAG
Messenger RNA from Durusdinium trenchii, 1155 nucleotides. The record is from the annotation of a GenBank genome assembly. NCBI's taxonomy places the organism in Eukaryota, Dinophyceae, Suessiales, Symbiodiniaceae.